UGGCCGGGACGGAGCCCAGACACCCGUACGGAGGAGUUCAGGUUGGGGCAGCUAAUAAGAUCAGGUAGGAAGAAAUGCCCCCUUCCCAGGUCCCCCCCUCCUGCCCCAUACUGGGGCUAGAGUGGCUGGGAGCCAGGUGCCUGCUGGUGUCUCCGUUUGUUUUGCAGCGAGGAGAAGGUUCAGCCUGGGAGCCGCUGCAUCACGGGAGGGACUGGAGCCCAGACAAAGGCCUCUCACCCCAGAGCUAAUGGGACAGGGGGAAGGACAAAGACCCCCGCAGGGAGGCAAAGUGUGGAAAGGCUCAGAGUUCAGGGCUGUGGAUUGGGAAAACCUCCAGCAGCCCAGCGGUGCUGGGAAACCCAGUGAAAUUCGGAGCUUCUCAGAAAGGAAGGACAAUGCAGCGGUUGUGGCGCCAGGAAUCACUGGAAGUCGUGGUCCUAAGAGGCUACUGUACCGCAGGGCCCAAAUGGACAAAGGGGUGACGGCCAUGGAAGAUGUGGGCCACGCCUCCAGGGACGAGGCACCAGCUCCGGCUACCGGAAUGAAGAACCGAACAACAUCCCAGCGGUUCCCGGCUGACGUCCCUCGCGGCGUGUCCCCACUGUCCCUUCUCCGUACGGGCAUGGCUCCUUCCCGGCCCAGUUUGGCUCCCUGGCUUGCCUUGUCCACAGAUGUUGAUAGCUUGGCAGGUCCUCAGCUGUGGUCCCCAGAUGAUAUUUUCUGUUGUGAAUUACUGGUUGGUAACUUCCUCUGUUUUCAUUUUCCUUUCUGGCCACGCCUCCAGGGACGAGGCUCCAGCUCCGGCUCCCGGGAUGAAGAACCAGAUGACAUCCCGUGGUUCCCGGCUGCCGUCCCUCACGGCGAGUCCCCACUGCCCCUUCUCCGUACGGGCAUGGCUCCUUCCCGGCCCGGUUUGGCUCCCUGGCUUGCCUUGUCCACAGAUGUUGAUAGCUUGGCAGGUCCUUAG
Messenger RNA from Podarcis muralis (Common wall lizard), 967 nucleotides. Lineage: Eukaryota; Metazoa; Chordata; Lepidosauria; Squamata; Lacertidae. The record is from RefSeq and is a predicted model, not a curated record.